AUGGACCAGGAAGCGGCAGAUGCCCGCCGGUUCUCCAUGCACAAGUCCGUCACCUCCCUGUGCAGCCUGGAGACCAUCACGGAGGAGCCGGCCUCCUCUCAGGACCGGCCGGACCCACAGGAGCCGGCGCCCCUGCCUCCCGCCGGACACCGGCCGGAGGGAUGCGGACCCCUUCCCGGACCUGGAAUGGGCAGAGCCGGACCUGGGCCGGAGGGCUGGACGGGACCCCCAACCGCCCAACGGGAGGAGAAGGGCCCGGAGGCCGGCCUCUCCUCGGGGCCCGGCCGGGGCUGGACCGGGGGAAGGGGUGGCCCGGGGGCUGACCCCCGGCCUUCAGAGGUCAUCCAGGCCCGCCGGCCCCCCGCCCCGCAGGUCAGGAGGGCCAAGAGUGAGGGCCAGGUGACCUGUGACCCCUCGCUGGCCGCCGCCAUCCAUUACUCGGACGUCACGGGCUGUGACCGCCUCUGGUGCAAGCUGGACCCCGCCAGCCCCCGCGACAGCCUGUCCUCGUCGUCCAGCAUGUCCUCCAACGACACCGUCAUCGACCUCUCGCUGCCCAACCUGACCCGCCGCAGCCUGCCGUGCCUCGGCCCGGGCCACGAGCCCCCAGACGGUCCCCCCGGACGGAGGGCCCCCCCGAGGCCCCUCUCGGCCACGGCGGAAGGACAACAGGACCCGCCGCCGGUCACCAAGAGCAAGUCCAAUCCCAACCUGAGGUCCGCAGAGCCGCCCCCGGCCCCUGCCCCUCCGCGGAGACCCUCGUGGGGCCGCCUUUACCUGCAGGGACUCCACGGGGCCUGGUCCCUUUCUGGCCCCGCCGUCCAGCCCCCCAAGUCCAAGAGCCUGGGCGACCUGACGUCGGACGACUUUGUGCCGAGGCCCAGCGGCGUGGGCCGCGGCGUGCUGCGCAGCGUGGGCCGUGGCUUGGGCCCGCGCCCGGCCCGACGGCAGGACCGGCUGACGGAGCAGCUGCGGAGGCUCACGGCCUUCCAGACGGCAGGAGACAUCACCUCGCCCACCAGCCUGGACCCGGCCGGGGACGUGGAGGAGGUGAUGGAGGAGAAAGAGGAGGAGGAGGAGGAAGGGGCAGCGGGGCCAGGCGUCCCCUUCCUCCGCCGGUCCUCGUCCCGCAGCCAGAGCCGGGUCCGCUCCAUUGCCCAGAGGGCUCGCCAGGCCCAGGAGCGCCAACGCCGACAGCGCCUCAAUGGAGGCCAUGGAGCCCUCCUGGAGGAACGGGGCAACCCAGAGGGGGCUUGUUCUGUGUCCCGGGGGGUCUGCGCCGACCUGGGCCUCACCGGCCACUUUGCCUCCCUGCCCAAGUCCUCUCUGGGCCUCACUCGGGACUCGGACGACCCCUUCAUAUGGAAACUCUGAUGUCUCGGCUGGCUUGCCCAGGGGGCAAACCCGGGGUGUGGGGGAAGGGGCCGGGCCUCUGUUCUGCGCUUCUCCUCACUCCUGGACUUGAUGUCCAGGGCGCAUUCCCCCCGCCCCUUAGCCACCUCUGCGCCCUCCACAUUAGGACAGAGAUCUCUUGCAGGAUCUCUGAGGGGGUGGGAGGCGGGCAGCUGGAGAUCCCUUCUGGCCUGCACGCCAAGACCGAUCCUCCCCUGGCCCCAUGCCUCUCUGAGAGCCGGCCAGACCCCUCCGAGAGGCUGAAAGCCUCCAAGUAGGCUCCAGUCUCUCUACCCUGCUCUCCCAGUGGGGUCUUCCCUCCCAGCAGCCGGGUGGCCCUUGGGACCCCGGCUUCCAAGCCCCCCACCCUCACCGGGCCAUGCGCUUCUCCAGAAAUGGGGCGGCCUGUCGGGACCGACUCCCGGCCUAGCUCAACCUCCGGCCGGCGGGGACAGAAUAAGGGCGACCUUCCCUGUCUGGCCAAGUCCAGCCUCCUUGGGGUCGACCUUCCCUCCCUCCUUUCCCCGUCCCCAACCCCGGACUUCUCUUUGCACUGCCACGCCAGCUGACCCGUCCGGAUUUUCCUGCUCGGGUGCCGUUUUUAGAUGAACGUCUGUGGAAUGAAUCGCGAUAAUCGAUACCUGUCCGUUUUAUAACCUUCGUUUUUAUCCCCUAUGUUCGUCCCUUACAGGAGUCGCCCACUGGGAUGGGUGGACGCUCUAUUGUGUGUCUUUUUCGGGGGGAGGGGGAUGUUUAUUGAGAUGUCAUAAAAGCCACUGUAGUUUUGGAACUAUCCCGCUGUCCCUUGUAGUCCGUCCCCUUUGGCUGGUUUGGUUUCUCUUUGUAAGACACCCCCUCCCUGUCCGGAGAUAUUUUAAAGCCUGUUUGUAAACUGUCUAACGCUUCUCCAAUAAAAGUACUCGAAGU
Messenger RNA from Tachyglossus aculeatus (Australian echidna), 2319 nucleotides. RefSeq names its product 1-phosphatidylinositol 4,5-bisphosphate phosphodiesterase eta-2-like. The coding region runs from base 1 to 1374 and encodes 457 amino acids. Lineage: Eukaryota; Metazoa; Chordata; Mammalia; Monotremata; Tachyglossidae. The record is from RefSeq and is a predicted model, not a curated record. The transcript has 2 exons.